AUGCCAUCAACACCUCUCCAACCACCAGACCACCCCAUCGCCCUCCGCCACUCCCACCUCCUCGCCCCAGCCCCAGACCGCCUAACAAAUACCCCCACAACCCUCACAAAAACACCCCUCUCUCCCCGAACAGCCUUCACCAUCGCCCAACUCCGCAAAGACGAACCCCUCGACAGCUUCCGCCGCAGCACCCCCCUCUACACAGUCAACGGCCGCGUCUGGAGUAAUUCCCAACAACGCGAAAUCCGAGAUGUCUCCGGCCGCCCACUUCUCGAACUACGCCGCAUCUGGUGGCGCGGCCAGUGGAUCGUUAAACGAGCCGGCGGCGUCGGCGAUGAACUCCUCUGCGCGGAAAUGAGAUGGGCUAUCGGGAUGAAAAUUGGCGCCAGAUCCCGGCCUCGAACGGCGCAGCCAGUACCAACACCAGCACCGGCGUCCGGACCUGGGUCAACUUCAGCCUCGGCUGCGGCGGCGGCAGCCGCAGAAGCAGAACGCAGCGCAGGAACAGGAACAGGAACAGGAACAACUACAGCAACAGCAGGGCCAGGACCAGGACCAGGACCAAGACCAGCCCUCGGAUCCGCAUACAACCGACCAACGCCAACCCGCCGCCGAACAAUAAGCAACUACCCCCACGCACCACCAAUAGCUCGGGAUGCCCCACCCCCAUACACUGCAACAGCAGCAGCAGGUCACGCAACACACAGCGACAACGACAACGACAUCACCUCAAAUUCAAACGAAAACUCCAACGACAGCACAACAUCCAACACCCCCAGCGCCGCAUCAAGCAGCACAUCCCUCUCAAGCACCGACACGGACAGCGACACAAAAAGCCGAAGCACAGUCCUACCCUCCUACGAAAGUGUCCGACGAAUGCGCCGACACUCCUCACACCACAGUCUCCGCGACUUACUCGACGCAAUUGAACCGCCGCAAGAGCCCGCGCCGGCAUCCGCGGCCCCGUAUCCGACUCAGCGGCGCUGGAGCGAGAGUUGGACUAGUCUUGACCCCCGGGUUGAGCUUAAGGUUGUGCAGGCUAGUUCGACGGUUGCGGAGGUUAUGAUGGGGGAGAGGAAGAUUGUUCAUGUUAAAAGGGGACGGGUUUUGGAUAUUGUGGGUUCUGGAAGACGGACGAGGUGGGAGGUUGAGAUUGCUGAGGGGGUGGAUUUGUUGUUGGUUUCUUGUAUUGUGCUUAUUAUUGCCGAGUCGCAGUCUGUUAGACAUGAGAGUCGGUAG
Messenger RNA from Penicillium waksmanii, 1239 nucleotides. RefSeq lists its product as uncharacterized. The record is from RefSeq and is a predicted model, not a curated record. The transcript has 3 exons. The coding region runs from base 1 to 1239 and encodes 412 amino acids. NCBI's taxonomy places the organism in Eukaryota, Fungi, Ascomycota, Eurotiomycetes, Eurotiales, Aspergillaceae.